AUGGUAAGCAUUUUAUCUUCUUACACUGUCAUUCCCAGCAAGCCUACACCACACUGUACUCUCUUGCUGAGUGAGUAUGAGCAAAUCAAAGCAUUCACUCAUGCCAUCUUAAUCUAUGUCUACAAGCCAGAUCCUCUCAAUAAAAAUAUCUCCAAAAUGGUUGAAAUAAUCAGAAACUCACUUCGCGAUGUAUUGGUCCAUUAUUACCCACUCGCUGGGAGGCUGCGCAUGAUAAAAGGCAGAAGAUGGGAAAUGGAGUGCAAUGCAAUGGGCGUGCAAUUGUUGGAAGCAGAAGCUGCAGGAACACUCAACGACUACGGUGACUUUGAACCCAACGACACCAUCAAACACCUUAUUCCCAAACUUGAUUACACCGAACCCAUCGACAAUCUGCCAUUGUUUAUGGCGCAAUUAACAAGAUUCUCCUGCGGUGGAGUCUGCAUUGGCAUUGCCACUUCCACUAUUGUUGUCGACGGAAUUUCUGCCACUCAUUUCAUCAAUUCAUGGGCGAAGUUGGCUCGAGAAGGCACCUUGGAAAAACACGACAUGCCACUUUUGAACAAAGUGGUUAUGAGUUCAGACUCGAAACCCCAAUUUGAGCACAGAGAGUUCAAGUCGUUGCCACUCGUACUUGGCCACUCUGACAGCAUGGAGGAGAGCAAGAAGGAGACAACGCUAACAGUAGUGAAACUCUCAAAAGAAAUGGUGGAGAGCCUGAAGAAGAAAGCCAAUCAAGACAAUGAGGGUCGAGCUUAUAGCAGAUACGAGAGUAUUUCAGCUCACAUAUGGCGAUGUGUAGUGAAGGCACGUGAUGGGGAGGACAAUCAACCAACAGUUGUAAGCAUUGCAGCUGGCGCUAGAAGCAGACUAAACCCACCUUUACCUUUAACCUACUUUGGGAAUGUAACAUAUCCAACAUUGACACCCACAUGCCUAAGUCGUGAUAUUGUGUCAAAGCCCUUGAGCUAUGUGGCACACAAGAUCAGGGAAGCGAUUGAGGUGUUAACAGACGAGUAUUUAAGGUCAGGGUUUGCUUUCAUUAGGAAGGAAAAUGAUGUAGGGUGGCUCAGGGACACAUUUCUUGGGAACCCUAACCUUAGCAUAUGGAGCUGGUUGAGUAGCAUGCCAAUUUAUGGGCCAGAUUUUGGGUGGGGAAGGCCAGUGUACAUGGGUCCGGGUGCUGUUAGAGGGGAUGGGAGGGCAUUCAUUCUGCCAGGUGCAGGAGGAGACGGGUCAGUUUUAGUGGCCAUUAGGUUGCAAACUGGUCACGUUGAAGCAUUUAAGGAGUUCUUCCACAAGGACCUUAAUAUUUGA
Messenger RNA from Sphenostylis stenocarpa, 1314 nucleotides. NCBI's taxonomy places the organism in Eukaryota, Viridiplantae, Streptophyta, Magnoliopsida, Fabales, Fabaceae. The record is from the annotation of a GenBank genome assembly.